AUGUCAGGCUUUGCCAAUCCUACGGGCGUCGUCCCAGCUUCUCUAUCCUUUUUCACCAUCUACAAUCCAUCUCUCGGCGCUUCAGAUGAAUCCGUCCAGGAUCAAAUUGUAUACUAUUUCAAAGCUCUAAAAGAUGGGCUCCAGAGUCGGAAGAAAAUCGAUUUCCAGGAAGUAAACGAAAGCCAGGAAGAGACAAAUAGAAGACUGCGUGAGAUUGGGUUAGCACAAGCGACUGUGCAAUUUGCCACGUUUUGGGAACCUUUCUUGAGGAAUUGGGAUGUCCUACUUCAUGGCAACCCUGCAGUUGAUAUUCAUAAUGGAAUAAAGCUUUCUGCGGGCGGGGAGCUCGGUAUUGGCGUCGGUGAGGAGGAAUGGGGAAGCGGAGAGCGCGAAGUCUUGGAAGGAUUUGUGCAGAGGACUGACGGCCUGGUAGACCUCGUCAUUUCGAGAUUCGAUCACAGUCGGAGGAAUGGAGCGCCGCUAGCUCCGUUACCAUCAGCCUCACCUUGUCUUAUCAAUGGGGACGUUACUAAGCCAUCAGACGGUAUCAUUUUCUCCGGUGUGGGUUCCUUGACAAAGGAGUCUCUAAGAAACGUAUCGGCGUGGAUGGAAUGGCUUGCGAUAUUUGGUACGGAAUGUUAUGGUGUCCGGCAGAAUCCUAAUGUUGACACUCGCCGAAGACCUGUCAGGAAGGACAGAAGCCAGGACGCAAAGAGUCGUGGUGUUCAGAAGCAUGAGCAAACAACUCUAGAAAGUAAGGCGCAUACCGAUCAAGGAGACGAGCCUGGCGAAAUUGGGAUACCUGCCCCAAUUGUCCGUCCUCAAGGACUUCCUCAAACAAGCUUAGGGAAUCCGACUAAAAAGCCCAGUGGGUACAUUAGAAAUUUUGAUAAACAGCAGAAUGAACCGUCUGAAGAUUCAGCACUCGGUGCUGAGAUAGUCAAAUAUCUAACCUUGGGUGUUUAUGGAUCUGCUUGGGGGAUGCGCGCAGGCCGCCCACCUGUGGAUAAUCCAUGUGCAGAAUCACCAAAGCCAAAGCCCACGGCACCUUUAGAUUCGCCUAGAGCUUCCACCAAAUCGAAAGAAAGCAGUGGCUUUUUCUUGAUUGGCUUGCUUGGAGACGUUGAGGACGAUGCAAAGGAUGAAGACGCAGCCGAGAACACCGCAUCAAAGGAAAAUAUUCAAGCGAAAUCUGAGGGAAGACUUCUGAUGCGCAACUUGCACGUCGAGCGUACCAAAGAGACUUCAUCUCACUCAAAUGAAAGCGGCAGUUCAGGGCCCCAUGCUUUGCAACAGACCUACCAUGAUCGUCUACGCGUCGUAGUCUACGUACAGGCACCCUUUUUGUUUACAUUUCUCUUUGAAACUCGGACGGACACUCUCGCUCUUCCCUUCUUCUAUCGCUCGCUUCACCAUCAGCUUGGUCCCCUCCGACGGCCAUUACUGAAGAGUACCGACCCCGCCAUGGUUACGCAGCGCCUUUGGGAAACCGCGAAUCCAAGGAGCACGUCACAAGCUCGCAAUGGACGAUUAAUUCAAGAUCUUGUCUAUGAUCCUAACCGACUUACGAUCCAUGCGAGCAUACCUAAUAUUCCGGAACCAGCCAGCGACUUGGGCGACCUAGGCACUGACUGGAGCCGGGUUGAAGCGUUAGGCGUGCAUUCGCAGAUACUCAACACAUACGUGGCUUCGCGUCAACAGUCGUCGGAGAUUGAACGGACGUGCAAGACCAGUCGAGGGUGGUGGGUGGUGUGGAUGCGGUUACCUCACUCAUCGGGAGCGUCGUCGGAGUGUCAGGAAGGCUACCGCGAGGCCGUCUUGAUCCGGCGGGCGAACGACACUAACGGCAACAAAGCUAGGCAAAGCAGCUCAGGAUUCGGCUUUGGCUUCAACCGUGGAGGAGAGAAAGCUGGGGGCUGGCAAUCUAAAAUCUCGGAUGGCAUUGGCAUUGAUGCCAGGCAAUAUAUUGAAGGCUUGCUCAGCUUAAGCCGAUGA
This is a messenger RNA of Bacidia gigantensis, 1995 nucleotides long. RefSeq lists its product as uncharacterized. Bases 1 to 1995 code for a protein of 664 amino acids. Gene Ontology annotation, biological process: vesicle-mediated transport. Gene Ontology annotation, cellular component: intracellular membrane-bounded organelle; Mon1-Ccz1 complex. The transcript has 2 exons. The record is from RefSeq and is a predicted model, not a curated record. NCBI's taxonomy places the organism in Eukaryota, Fungi, Ascomycota, Lecanoromycetes, Lecanorales, Ramalinaceae.